This is a messenger RNA of Myxocyprinus asiaticus (Chinese sucker), 6168 nucleotides long. Its product is annotated as vasoactive intestinal polypeptide receptor 1-like. Gene Ontology annotation, molecular function: G protein-coupled peptide receptor activity; peptide hormone binding; vasoactive intestinal polypeptide receptor activity. The transcript has 13 exons. NCBI's taxonomy places the organism in Eukaryota, Metazoa, Chordata, Actinopteri, Cypriniformes, Catostomidae. The record is from RefSeq and is a predicted model, not a curated record. Gene Ontology annotation, cellular component: plasma membrane. Bases 367 to 1731 code for a protein of 454 amino acids. Gene Ontology annotation, biological process: adenylate cyclase-modulating G protein-coupled receptor signaling pathway; cell surface receptor signaling pathway.
AAAUCAAAGUCCCCAUAAAAGUAACCCAUCGGGCUUCGUGAUGAGUGAAGUCAUCGGCAACAUUGUGAGCCGGUGGGCGCUUUUGUGCGCACUGGUGAGGCGCACCGUAGCUUACAUUGCUCCACAUCUCGCUCCUGCCCAUUGUGUGUUGGAAACAGACAGCGACAGGUUAUUUACAGACUAAUGAGAGGAAGAGUUUCAACAGUUCAGAUAUUAUGUAGGAUUGAGCGUUCUUGUUGAGCUGCAAAGCGCAGUAUGGUUGGAGACGCCGGGGCUUUUGGAAAACAUCAAGAAAUCUAAGAGAGGCUACCGUGUUAUUUAGACGCUAACAAGCUAAAUCUUUCUAUUUUUACCGGAGUUUUAAAUAUGUUACACUUCAGGACUUCGUCAACUUUAAGACUGGUUGCCAUUUUACUGAGUUUGGGGAUUCACCAGAGCACCUGGAAAGCAGUGGAAUCGAUUCAUCCAGCAUGUGCUCUGGUAGCUGAGCAUAUGAAGGCUCAAGAGCAAUGCAUUCACACACAAAGACAAGAGGCCCACAACAGCAACAAUAUCACUGGGUGUCGUACAGAGUGGGAUGAAUUUUGGUGCUGGUACAGGGCUGAGGUCGGACAGGUGGUCAACGUCUCAUGUUCUGACAUCUCUCAGCUCUUCGAUACUAAUCAUGGUUUCAUACUCAGGAAUUGCACCAAUGAUGGUUGGACAGAAACAUAUCCAUCCUAUGAGAAUGCUUGCGAAAUUGUGGAGGAUGUGGAUUCAGAGACUGAGACCACAUAUUUUUCCACUUUCAGGCAAGUGUACACUGCAGGCUAUGCUACCUCUCUGAUUUCCCUGAUCUCUGCCAUCUUUGUGUUUACGGCCUUCAGAAAGUUCCACUGCACCAGAAACUACAUUCACAUCAAUCUGUUUGCCUCCUUCAUCCUGAGAGCCAGUGCGAUCUUUAUCAAAGAUGGAGUGCUCUUUGCCGAUGAGGAUCUAGACCACUGCUUCAUGUCAACAACUGCAUGCAAGGCAGCAGUGGCUUUUUUCCAGUUCAGUAUCCUGGCUAACUAUUUUUGGCUGCUCGUAGAGGGGAUGUAUCUACAGACACUUCUAGCUCUUACUUUUGUCUCACAGCAGAAGUAUUUCUGGUGGUACAUACUUAUUGGUUGGGGUCUACCAGCAAUAAUACUGACCAUCUGGGUUCUGGCAAGAAUUUGUUUUGACAACAGAGGGUGCUGGGAUGACACAGAUGUAGCUUACUUUUGGUGGAUAAUUAAAGGACCAAUCACAGUGUCUCUCCUGAUCAAUUUCUUCAUCUUCAUAAAUGUGAUCCGGAUUCUUGUGCAGAAGCUAAAGUCUCCGGGAAUUGGAGGCAAUGAUACCAGCCACUUCAUGAGACUGGCCAAGUCUACUCUUUUCCUAAUUCCUCUGUUUGGCAUGCACUAUAUGGUGUUUGCCUUCCUCCCAGAGAACACAGGAGAGAACGCUCGCCACUUCCUUGAGCUUGGACUGGGUCCCUUUCAGGGUUUUGUUGUGGCUCUGUUAUACUGUUUUCUCAAUGGAGAGGUACAAGCAGAACUAAAGAAGAGACUAUGGAAGUGGCAGACACAAAGUUAUUUGAGAUACAGUAAGAGGAGACGAACCCUCUUUACUGAGAGCAGCACAGUCACACAAAUCUCAGUUUUAGAAAAAUCCAGCCCCAAGGAGCUGCCCUUAAUUGAGUCCCAGAACAGUGUGUCGACUGUCUGAAAGCAAGGGAGUUCUACAAUUAAUCUAUUUCUCACUCUCACUUGCUGUUUCUCUCCCUCUCUUUUUCUUCCAUUAAACCUCUAAAUCAGAAGAAACUAGGCAUAAAUCUAUUUUACAUUUUGAUAUGGUGAUAAAUUGGUUGCUAAAUCUAUCUAGAGUAUCAAAGACAUUCUUCUUAUUCCACAUCUCACUGAGACAAGCUUUCAACCAUAUAAUGAUAAAAAAUAUUCUCUUUUCAUUCAUAAUACAAAAGCACAAAAUCACAUUGCCCUGUUUCCCCCUCAUUUCAAGUUGGAUGACUGGUACUCACUAUUUGCAGAGCAAUGUUAAAUCACAUCGCUAUCAUAAGCAAAUAGCAAUGAUCGUUUAACUAUGUAAAAUAAAUUGCUCUGUCAUUUUUAUUUCUUAUUUCCAUAAUUUGUCAUUUCAGACUUGUCACUGCUUGGCUUGAAAGCUUAGAUAUAGACAUAGAGAAGUUGAUCACGGCUAUUUGCCUUACUAAACAAAGACCUCACUUUGGAUUGUCCACAAUUAAUAGAAAACAAUCAAAAAAGCUAUUUUCAUAUUCAUAUUCAUAAUUGCAUAUUCAUAUUCAUAAACUUUUAUUUUGUAAAUUGUGUUUCAAUGCAACAUAUUGCACAGUGCACUGGCCCUGAAUAUAUACAAAAGUGUAAAAGGACUACAGGGCAUACAAAAUAUUCUUUCUUGAAUAAUAGGUAUUUUCAGGAUAAAAAAAAAAAAAUUGUCAUUAGAUUAAUUAGAAAAAUUUAUUAAUUAAAAAAAACAAAUCAAUAUUAUUUAAGAGAUCGUAUGAAUUGCGAGCUAUGAAGAUAAUUAUGAUGAUGAAUAAUUGUUUUUUGAAAAUGGCCUAUUUAAGAAUUAUUUGCAGUGCACACAUCUGGAGCACUAGAUUGUAAAGUUUAUUGUUUGGUAGAAAUAUACUUUUGUUGGUUUUAAAAAUGUUUUAUGAAUGCUAAAUGUAUUUAUAAAUAUGCUUGCUGUACUGAAAAUGUCACAUUUUAGGCCUGCCUGGUGUACUUUGUCUACAUAUGAGACAUUUGUACUCUAUUAUUUGGUGUGUUUUGAAUAUUAAUGUAGAGUUUCAUUGCUAUAUUAUUCUUUUCUUAAAUAAUAAUUCAAACAGUUAAAUAAUUUGUGUUGUUGUGGAGACACACUUCAGUGUUGUUACAUACAGUAUUUUGAUUUACAAAUCAAGUUAUAAUCCGACUAAGCAACUAAACCAAUUGUUUGAAAUUUUGUUACAGUAGUAGAUAUGCUUAAUGCUUUUCGAGAAAAAAAUAAAUAAAUAAUAAUAAUAAUAAUAAUAAUGUUUUUGUGAGUCUGGAGAAAACAAGAAAAAUAUGAAAUUAUAUCAUUAUAAUUAAUUUUAAUUUAAAGAGUUUACAUAAAAUAUAGAGUUUGUUUUUUCCCCCACAUUAUGUCUUUAUUUGAAUAUUCUAUAUUAACAUCAAUGCCAUUGAAAUAUGAGUGUUAUUUAUAUUAACUAUGAACAACCUCAAAUGUUUUUGCACCAUUUGCUGUGGAGACACAGUCAAAAAGGCAUUAUACAUGUAUGGACCAUAAAUCCAAAAGCAACCAAUCACAUCAGACUUGUAACUAAAGUUAUGUAUUUAUUCUCUGAUUAUUUUAGCAUUGUGCUGUGUAUUGUCAUGUUUAGCUUACAGAUACCCGUUCUAAGAUAACAACCUCUGUUCACCUGAUUGUAAGAGUUGUUGCUACAUUCACCGACAUGCCUUAACGUAAUCAGUUAUCAGAUGUGUAUCAGUGUUGUUGAAGUUUGGAUGUGCAAAGUAAAUGUAUUUUUGUGCUUUGUGACAUGAUAACUGUUAUGGUACUUAUAAGUGUGCAAAAAUUACCAUAUGCACUGGUAACGGCACUUUGAUGCCCUUUAAGGGUAACUGUACCUAAAAAUGCAACUUGUGCAUCAUUUCUUUGCAUUUCAGCUGUGAGCAAAGUAGGUGCACUUGUUAGUUUGUUUUUCCACGAUGUUGGAAAUCUUAUAUAUAUAUAUAUAUAUAUAUAUAUAUAUAUAUAUAUAUAUAUAUAUAUAUAUAUAUAUAUAUAUAUAUAUAUAUAUCUUAAAGUGACAUUGAUAACUUAUAGACUGCCUAUUAACAUUUUGUUUGCUGGUAUGGUGUGUCUUUAUGGAUUAUAUUUGACAGUUUCAGCUUCACUUGUCAAAAAAAUGUAAUGGUGUUUCAAAAUCAAUAUUCCAUAAUGUACAAAAAGAUUCAAUAUAACUUAAAGAAAACAUAUUUUAACAUUGUCUAAAACAUUCAAAUUAGUCUACUGUCAUUACAAGUCCCCCAAACUGUAAUAUUAGUAUUCUAAACAUUAUAUUUGUAUUUUGCUGUGGUUGAUGUGCCAGAACUAAAAAAAAAAAAGACAAAACACUUACAGGUUCCACAUGUACUUUUGCUUGAAGUGACACUGUACCCCUAGUAAAUUCCCAUUAAAGACAUUUUCUAUAUAUUACAUCUAAAUCCAUAGUUUAUUCUACAUAUAUUAGUUAUAAUACAUUUUUCACACAUUUUAAAUAUACAAGAAAAACAAGACGUUCAUCAACUUUAAUGUAAAAUAUUACCUGUUUAAAGCUGACAGUAUUUACAUCAUUUCCCAUUAGCUUGUAUUUAUGUACAUUCUAACUAAGGAUUUCUGCAGUGGUGAUUGCAUGUGAUGAAAGGUAAGAGCAAUAUUCUCUGUUCAUUGUUGUAAGAGGUAUAAAAUGUUUUCUUGGUAAGGAUUGGGUACGUUUCUAUAUAGACAUGUAUAAAUCUGUGACAGCACUGCAAUCCCACUGCUUUGAAUGAAAUUAUUAGUAGUAUUAAAGACAUGUCCAACAUUUCAUGUUUAGUGUUAUAUACUUUUUUUGUUAGAGCAAAGUGUGUAAUUUAUUGUUUUUUAAACAACCUAUUGUACUGUCAUAAUUAACAGAUGUACAUUCAUAUUUAUAAAAAAAAAAAAAAGAAAGAAAUUGAUGAUGUUUCAAGAAAGUGCACAUGCUUGUUGCCCCAUAUGGCUAAGACUAGAAAUCUCACUUGUUUUUUGUCAUUUUGGUGUGAUAGUGUAUUUGUAUUAUCUAUUUUCUCUUGGGAGGAAAAACUAAAUAUUGCUGUACAUCAACAUAAUAAGCCACUCACUUCUUUUUAAGUGCCCACAAAAUCACAGGAAAUACAUGCAUCAUUCAAGAGGAUUAGGCAGCAAUGCUGAGAACAAUACAUUUAAGCAUUAUCACUUAUAGUGCUUUCAAAUGACAAAAUUACAACUUCAAUGCACAACCUUGAAAACAGUCACAAAUGCACACUUUUUAGUUUUUGUGUUAUUUUGACAUCUAAACUAAAAAGGAUUUUUUUUCUCUCUGCAGUAUCCACAAUGCAUUGCUUAAGCUUUACUUUUACAUGACAACACUUAGCAGAUUGUUAUGCUAACAAACACACUGAUGGUGUCAUUGAUCUAAACAAGAAUUAGAAAAUAUUAAAAUAUUACAGAUGUAUCAGAUCUGUUAUGUAACAGACAAUAUUUAAAUCGAAAAUAAAGGAUACAUUCAACACUUAUUAGUAAAACAUAAUAAUUGUUUGUCAUAUGCCAAAAUUGCAUGUUUUCGAAUAAAAGUAGUUUUACAUCUUCGAAAAAAGCUCUCAAAACCUUGAGAGAAGCAUAAAAAAUGUAAAAUGGUCCUACACAGAUCACACAGUAUGUCAGACUAGGGUUGACCCUAUCACAUUUGUAUUAAUAAUUGUAAACACUAAGCUUAAUCGUUCCACUUAAAGUUUGUUCAUAUUUGUCAAAUUCAAAUGCUUGAUAAUGCAAUUACUCAAAAAAUCUAUAAUACAGUACAAUUUUACAUAUAAAUAAAUACUGAUCUUGUAAAACAUACAAUCUACAUUAUAUAUAUACAUAUACACUACCGGUCAAAAGUUUUGAAACACUUGACUGAAAUGUUUCUCAUGAUCUUAAAAAUCUUUUGAUCUGAAGGCGUAUGCUUAAAUGUUUGAAAUUAGUUUUGUAGACUAAAAUAUAAUUGUGCCACCAUAUUAAUUUAUUUCAUUAUAAAACUAAAAUUUAAUAAAAAAAAUAAAAAAUAAAAAAAAGUUUUUGAAAUUGAUGACUUGGACCAAAUAAUAAAGAAAAGCAGCCAAUAAGUGCCCAACAUAGAUAGGAACUCCUUCAAUACUGUUUAAAAAGCAUCCCAGGGUGAUACCUCAAGAAGCUGGUUGAGAAAAUGUCAAGAGUACAUGUCUGCAAAUUCUAGGCAAAGGGUGACUACUUUGAAGAUGCUAAAAUAUAAAACAAUUUUGAUUUAUUUUGGAUUUUAUUUAGUCACAACAUAAUUCCCAUAGUUCCAUUUAUAUUAUUCCAUAGUUUUGAUGACUUUACUAUUAUUAUACAUAAAAUUAUAAUAAAGAAUAAGUGUUU